Molecule: messenger RNA, 1602 nt
Organism: Penicillium paradoxum
Lineage: Eukaryota; Fungi; Ascomycota; Eurotiomycetes; Eurotiales; Aspergillaceae
Product: DUF2461 domain-containing protein
Exons: 10
Coding region: 1-1602 (533 amino acids)
Source: RefSeq, a predicted model, not a curated record
AUGCCUCGCCGAUCUACUCAACCUGAUCAGACGUCGCCUGGAGCGCCUGUGGCGUCAAAGCGACGCGCUUCAGCAAGGCUGUCUGCCGCCGAAUCAGAGGUCAAACGGGUCAAGUCCAACGCUGACUUGUCUCUCCCCCAGGGGAGAUCCACAACCAGCAAGAGCAAAUACUUUGAGCCGGAAGACUCCGAAGAGCCUGUUUCAGAGUCCGAUGCCUCUGAGGAGGACUCCUCUGGCUCCGUGGGGAAGCAACGACAAAGCACAGGGGGUGGAAGCAACGAUCUGAAAGGCAAGGAGCUUUGGCGCGAGGGUGUCAGAACAGGCCUCGGGCCUGGACAAGAAGUUAUCAUCGCGAAGCCUAAGGCGCGAGACGCGGGGAAGACCCCGUACGAAGACGAAACACUUCAUCCCAAUACCAAGCUUUUCCUGAUCGAUCUGGCUGGUAACAAUGACCGCCAAUGGCUCAAAGCGCAUGAUCCGGAUUACCGCGCGGCAAAGAAGGAUUUCGAGACCUUCGUUGAGUCCCUCACGCCGAAGAUUGCAGAGGUCGAUGCUACUGUCCCCGAACUUCCUGUGAAAGACCUGGUAUUUCGCAUCCAUAGGGAUGUCCGCUUCAGCAAAAACCCACUUCCAUACAAGACACAUUUCUCCGCCGCCUGGUCCCGAACUGGUAAGAAGGGACCAUAUGCAGCAUACUAUGUCCACUUUCAACCAGGGUCUUGUUUUGUUGGCUCUGGGCUCUGGAACCCUGAGGCGCAGCCGCUUGCAUUGCUGCGAGAGGACAUCGACGAGAAUUCGGCCGGCUUGAAGGAGGUGCUUCGAGCACCAGAGAUGCGCCGCGAAUUUCUGAAAGGAGCGUCCGACGAUGACGAUGCAGUUGUGAAUGCUUUUACGCAUCACAACAGAGAGUCUGCUCUGAAGACGAAGCCCAAGGGUAUGCUGGCCAUCGACCCAUAUUCUACUCCUCCCUCUUAUCAGGCCAGGGGCACAAGGGUCGUCAUCGGGUUCGUAUCCAUCGUCCGACCGGAUCUGGCCUUGGGAACCAGAACCGCUCCUAUCUUCACCAACAAGUAUCAAUUCCAAGGCUUGACGGGUAAUUGCCCAACGAUUUCCGAUGAUGAAGAUCAGAAUCGACCGGUUGACCAAGCAGGUGCCUUGGUCGGGUUGCUGGAGCGCACCCAAGACGAAAACCUCCAGGCCUCAGCCAGAGAUGAAGAAGAUCUGGGACAUGAUAGACCAAGAGAAUCCCAGUGUGUGAAGUGCUUCAAUGCCUCACACUCAUCUGGAAAGAGAGAUGGCGGAAGACCACGCGCACGGGGUUACGGGAAAGGCCAACCCGUGUUUUGGGCCAGUUUUCACUCCCGGAGGCAACCCAUGGAACCCAGAAAACUAAAGGGCCAUGGUUACGAGGCAGACAACAAGAACAUCAAAUUGCUUCGACUACGCAGUUUCACCAUUGGCAAGCCUAUUGCAGACGAGGAACUCACUGGCGAGAAUGCACAGGAGAAGAUUGCUGCUUUGGUUGGGAUCAUGGAGCCUUUCGUAAGCCCUUUCUUCAAUCUAUUCCCGAUUUCCCACCCGAUUUCGUCCCCUCUGGACUAG